Messenger RNA from Metarhizium brunneum ARSEF 3297, 837 nucleotides. RefSeq lists its product as uncharacterized. NCBI's taxonomy places the organism in Eukaryota, Fungi, Ascomycota, Sordariomycetes, Hypocreales, Clavicipitaceae. Gene Ontology annotation, molecular function: zinc ion binding; RNA binding. Gene Ontology annotation, biological process: mRNA splicing, via spliceosome. Gene Ontology annotation, cellular component: precatalytic spliceosome. The record is from RefSeq and is a predicted model, not a curated record.
AUGACUGAAUAUUGGAAAGCGUCACCGAAUUACUGGUGCAAGCACUGUGCCGUGUUUGUGCGCGAUACCAAGCUUGAGCGCCAAAACCACGAAGCCACAGCCAAGCACCAAAACGCAAUCAAGCGAUCGCUCCGUGACCUACACCGCAACCACGAGCGAGAGGAGCGCGACAAGGAACGAGCGCGACGCGAAAUCGAUCGCUUAAAUGGAGUUGUCACAACCUCUUCGACGGGCCCGUUGCGGUUGGGCCGCGCUUCCGCGCCAGGGAGCAGCUCCAAUGAAUCCUCUAUGAAGAAACAGCGUGAACAGUUGGCAGAGAUGGGGGUUGCGGUGCCGGAGGAUUUCCGAGGGGAAAUGGCUAUACCUGGUGAUUGGACGGUUACGAGCACCCGAGUGAUUCAGAGCGCGGGAGAUGGAGGAGCGAACGAUGAAAAGAAAGCGGACAAGGUUGCGACUGGGGUGAGGAAGAGAGAUGAGAAGGAGGAGGACAAGGAGGAGGAGGAGGCUGUGAAGGGGCUGUUCAAGAAGCCGAGGAGGUGGGGGAGGGAUUCGAGGAAGAUGCCGGAGGGGGAAGACGAAGAGUUGGACGCACUGCUGAGCGGGACGGUAAAGUUGAAGAAGGCCGAGGGGGGCGAUGUGAAGUCUGAGGAUCAGGAUGAAGUGAAGGCGGAAGAGGAUGCUGUUAAAAUGGAACCGGAGACUAGGGCGAGCGUGCUGGGCGGAGAGGUCAAGGAGGAGGAAAGCGAAGCCAGAGUCAAGGAGGAGGGCGAUGGUGAUGCUGGGAUAACGCCAGUGGUGUUUAAGAAGAGGAAACCAAAGAGCUUACGGACCAAGUAA